Blastocystis hominis is the source of this 837-nucleotide messenger RNA. RefSeq lists its product as hypothetical. NCBI's taxonomy places the organism in Eukaryota, Bigyra, Opalinata, Blastocystidae. Bases 1 to 837 code for a protein of 278 amino acids. The transcript has 5 exons. The record is from RefSeq and is a predicted model, not a curated record.
AUGCAAAGGACAUUGCAACAAUUGGCUGGAGCCGCGCUAGACUCUCUUGGUUUAAGUAAAAUAGAGGAUGCGCAGCUUUUGGCUCAUCUCCACACUCUCGAUUCUAUGGAAGUAUCUCUCAGAGAUAUUGAAAAGGUAUCUAGCGAAGUGUUCUCUGCUUUUGAAAGCAUGCAGACUUCCAUGUCAAACGUCAUUUCCUCGUCCACAGAGCUGGUGAACGCCUAUGACAAGGAUCCAACGAUGAAGUCGACGCUAUCUUGCUACAAGAAUAUGUACAUGUUCAGCACAUCGAAAUUAGAGAAGGAACUCAGAUCCCGAAUCGAGGAGAACAUCUUCGCGAAAGUGGAAAUCCGGCGCGAAGUCCUGUCCUCCAUCCGCAAGCGGAUCGAGGACUGCAAUCAGCUCAACGCGCACUACACCAACGUCUCUCACAACCUCGACUCGAUCCGUUCCGACCCUGCGAACCUCGAACAACUCACCCCCACCGAGCUCUCCGACCUCGAAUCGGAGUGCGCCCAGCUGCAGUCGCAAGUGCUCGAGCAGAAGGAGCAGCUGGCGAACGACAUCUCGAGCUACGUGACCAACACGCGGCAGUUUCUCUGCGAAUGUUAUCACUACCUCGGAUCGCUCGAUUCGCUUCUCCUCACCAGUUUCCACACCUCGCUCACCGAGAACCGCGGGGAUGACGCCUUCCCGCCGAUCCCCGAAACGGCCGCCACGCAGGUGGUUCCAUUGCAGAUAACCGCGGGAUUGUCGACGAUUCAUUACUUCAAUAUGAAGGUAUUCCCGCGGGGAUGGGUUGAGGGUAGAGCGGAGCGCGCGUGUGGUGGGAAAUAA